Messenger RNA from Cajanus cajan (pigeon pea), 939 nucleotides. Its product is annotated as CASP-like protein ARALYDRAFT_485429. Gene Ontology annotation, cellular component: membrane. The record is from RefSeq and is a predicted model, not a curated record. NCBI's taxonomy places the organism in Eukaryota, Viridiplantae, Streptophyta, Magnoliopsida, Fabales, Fabaceae.
CACUGAACCUAAUUCUGCUUAGAGAAUGAGAGGUUGAGAAGAGCCUACACCUACUUUAUUUAUCACAAACAAAGAACUCAUUCCUCUCUCCAAAUUCACCACCAAUUUUAAUUAAUCAUUAUUAUUAUUAUUAUGCCUUUCAUACUUCUUACCCAAACAUACACAUAACUUUCCAACCUUUUCCUUUUUUCUUAACCUUAUUAUAAUAACAAUUAAUUAUUGUUAUUACCACUCUCAACUCUAAAGGUGGUUCAUGUUAAGGGCAUGUUUGGGGUUGAACUACCAUGGUAGAAUGGAGGAACUGCCAGGGGCGUUUGGAAGCAGCGCCAGUUUGGCUCUCAGAUUGGGCCAAACAGUCUUCUCCACUGCUUCCCUUCUCUUCAUGUGUUUGGAUGUUGAUUUCUACGGCUACACCGCUUUCUGCUACUUGGUAACCGUCAUGGGUUUGGUAAUUCCCUGGAGCCUAACACUGUUGGUUGUAGAUGCAUACUCUGUCUUUAUAAAAUGUUUACCACUUCAACGAAGACUCGUAAUGAUCAUAUUUUUGGGAGACAUGAUUUUGUCAUAUCUCUCAUUAGCUGCAGCAUGUUCAACAGCCAGUGUCACAGAUCUCUUGCUUGAUGCUGAUAGAUCCUAUUGCCCCGCAAAGUUAUGUGGUAGAUAUCAAUUAUCUGCUGCCAUGGCCUUCUUGUCUUGGUUUCUUUCAUCAGCAUCAUGUCUGUUUAACUUCUGGCUUGUCCCUUCUUUGUAAAAUAUAUCUUGCUUGCAGUUGACAUGUACACGAAUGAAAAAGGCACAAAUGACGAAGUCAUUUGCUCUUGUGCAGAUAUUUUUUGUUUCCAUGUGAAUAAAAUUAUCAUAACUAUAGCCAACAAUGUAAUAAUGCUUUUCCCCUGCAAGAGAAAUACGAAAAUUCCAUGUCUUGGUUCUCAAUGCUUC